This is a messenger RNA of Capronia coronata CBS 617.96, 2340 nucleotides long. Its product is annotated as dolichyl-phosphate-mannose-protein mannosyltransferase. The transcript has 3 exons. Gene Ontology annotation, biological process: protein O-linked glycosylation via mannose. The record is from RefSeq and is a predicted model, not a curated record. Gene Ontology annotation, cellular component: endoplasmic reticulum; membrane. Gene Ontology annotation, molecular function: dolichyl-phosphate-mannose-protein mannosyltransferase activity. Lineage: Eukaryota; Fungi; Ascomycota; Eurotiomycetes; Chaetothyriales; Herpotrichiellaceae. The coding region runs from base 1 to 2340 and encodes 779 amino acids.
AUGUCUGCCCCCAAUUCCACCCUCCGCCAAAGGAGUGGAAAGGAAAAGAACAAGGCUGUGGUCAAUGGAGAUAAAGUUGAAGAUGUGAUCGCCAACAUAUAUCAAGACGUGCAGAAGAAAACAUCGAGAGAAUGGGACUAUAAGGCGGCCCUGGCCAUCAUCACCGUCCUUGCGUUUGCAACUCGAUUCUUUGGCAUCAGCCAUCCAGAUGAAGUGGUUUUCGACGAGGUGCAUUUUGGCAAAUUUGCCUCUUACUAUUUGCAACGGACCUAUUUCUUCGAUGUGCAUCCUCCCUUCGGAAAGCUUCUCUUCGCCCUUGUCGGCUGGCUGGUUGGCUACGAUGGACAUUUCCUCUUUGACAAUAUCGGUGAAUCCUACAUCGCCAACAAUGUCCCAUAUGUGGCGUUUCGGGCACUUCCUGCGUUGCUGGGCGCCCUUACCGUCGUGGUUGUCUUCUUGAUCAUGUGGGAAUCAGGCUAUUCACUCCCGGCGUGCGUUUUGGCAUCUGGAUUGGUUCUUUUCGACAAUUCGCACGUUGGGCAAACCCGCCUGAUUCUGCUUGAUGCCACAUUGGUCUUCUUCAUGUCGCUGAGCAUCUUCUGUUACGUCCGGUUCUACAAGCAACGCCACGAGCCUUUUGGCCGGAAAUGGUGGAAGUGGCUUCUGCUUACCGGCUUUUGCAUGAGCUGUGUCAUCUCCACCAAGUAUGUGGGCACCUUCACCUUUGUCACCAUUGGAUGUGCUGUCUGCAUCGACCUCUGGGAUCUUUUGGACAUCAACCGCAAGGGAGGAGCAUUGGAUCUCUUCACGUUUGGCAAGCAUUUCGUCGCCCGAGCUGUGGGAUUGAUCGUCAUCCCUUUCUUCUUCUAUCUGUUCUGGUUCCAGGUUCAUUUCGCAAUUCUCAAUCGGUCUGGCCCUGGAGACGAUUUCAUGUCACCGGAAUUCCAGGAAACGCUCAGCGACAAUCUGCUGCAUCAGGCCUCGCUGGACGUUCAUUAUUACGAUGUCAUUACUUUGCGGCACAAGGACACUAAGGUGUACUUGCACAGCCAUCCCGACAAAUAUCCUCUGCGAUAUGAUGACGGACGUAUCUCCAGCCAGGGGCAACAGGUCACUGGCUACCCUUUCAACGAUACCAACAACCACUGGCAGAUCUUGCCCAACGAUCCAAUUUUGGAUGGAGCCCGUGCCGAUGAGCCCGUUCUCAACGGUGAUCUUGUCAAGCUUCGACACGUCGUCACCGAUACAAUACUGUUGACUCAUGAUGUGGCAUCCCCCUCCUACCCCACCAACCAGGAAUUCACAACAGUUCCCCUGGAACUUGCAGCUGGAGAGCGCCACAACGACACCUUGUUUGAGAUUCGAAUGGAGCAAGGAAAGAAAGGAGUGCCGUUCAAAUCCAUGUCUGGGCAAUUCAAGCUUAUCCAUUACCCGACCAAGGUUGCCAUGUGGACUCACACAUCCCCUCUGCCAGAAUGGGCGUACAAACAAGCCGAGAUCAAUGGCAACAAGAAUGUGCAGCAGUCAAGCAACAUUUGGUAUGUGGAGGACAUUCCCAGUCUCCCCGAAGAUUCUCCGAGACGUAUCAAGGAGGUCAGAAAGCCGAAACAUCUACCUUUCCUGGUCAAAUACAUUGAACUUCAGCGAGCCAUGUUUUACCACAAUAACGCAUUGACGGCAAGCCACCCUUAUGCAACUCAACCAUUCCAGUGGCCGUUCUUGUUGCGAGGAGUGAGUUUCUGGACUCAGGAGAGUACCAGGCAGCAGAUAUAUUUCCUGGGCAAUCCCAUCGGAUAUUGGAUUGCUUCGUCUUUGCUCGCUGUCUUUGCAGGCAUUAUUGCCGCAGAUCAACUGGGAUUGAGACGUGGAGUGGAUGCUCUUGAUAAACGGACUCGAUCUCGUCUGUACAAUAGUACCGGCUUCUUCUUCCUCUGCUGGGCGGCACACUAUUUCCCUUUUUACCUAAUGGGCCGUCAACUCUUCUUGCAUCAUUAUCUGCCUGCGCACCUGGCUUCGUGCCUGGUCACUGGAGCUCUGGUAGAAUUCAUCUUCAACGUCGACCCAGUGUUGGACCAGGAGACAGCUUCCACAAUCGCUUCCAAGAAGGACAAGGUCACUGGCAAGCUCUCGGACAAGACGAAACGAACGUUCCAAACGGCAUCGGACCGUCUCAAGGGACACAGCAUGAUUACCACUUGGGCAGCCACGUUUGUUGUCCUGGCCGCGGUAAUUGGCGGCUUCAUCUUCUUCUUCCCACUCACCUACGGCUGGCCAGGCUUGACUCCGGCCGAAGUCAAUGCCAGGAAAUGGCUAGGGUAUGAUUUGCACUUUGCCAAAUAA